Messenger RNA from Coniophora puteana RWD-64-598 SS2, 544 nucleotides. RefSeq names its product transport protein particle complex subunit. The coding region runs from base 1 to 414 and encodes 137 amino acids. Gene Ontology annotation, biological process: endoplasmic reticulum to Golgi vesicle-mediated transport. The transcript is spliced from 4 exons. Lineage: Eukaryota; Fungi; Basidiomycota; Agaricomycetes; Boletales; Coniophoraceae. The record is from RefSeq and is a predicted model, not a curated record. Gene Ontology annotation, cellular component: TRAPP complex.
AUGGCUAUCUUCGGGCUUUGGAUUAUAAACAAAGCAGGUGGCCUUGUAUACCAGCGUAACUUCGCAGAGGGCUUGGCUCCGUUGACAUCAAACGAGUACCUGGUGCUGGCAGGUACAUUACACGGUAUACACGCUAUCACAAGUCGCAUCUCUCCCGCGGCAGGCUCUAGCUCUGGCGCUCAAGUCAUCGAAGGGGAGACGUUUAAAAUGACCAUCAUGCUCACGGCUACAGGAACAAAGUUUGUUCUGCUGACCUCUCUUGCUGAAACCACUGCGGAUGUGAUCCUUCAGAAGGUCUAUGAGGCGUAUAGCGACGCAGUUAUGAAGAACCCUUUCCAUACACCCGAGAUGCCUAUUCGUAGCGAAGGAUUUGAGACGCGCGUUACAACUGUCAUCGGAAUAGGCCAAAGCUGAAAGGCGUUGUCACAUCUGACGGAAAUGCUGUAUACUGCUCUUUGCUUGUAUAAUCUGCCUUUCUGGCUUAUUUUGGAUGCUGUAACUUUCUCCUGGCUUGCAAUCACGAGAUAAUGCGACUUUGUCUCGG